CUUCUUCAUGUAUCCUUUCAAGAUUGGUAUGAAAUUCCCUUUCUCUUCCUUAGUUAGAGAUUUCCUAGCCUUUGUCAAGGUUUCUCCUUCCCAAGUAAUGCCACAAGUAUGGAGGGUUCUGCGUGGUUUAGAAGUAUUAAGCGAAAAACACAGCAUCCCCUUCUCCUUCGAAGAUCUGGGUUUUACCUAUGAUCUUCGUUCUUCUGGAGCUGGUCGGUUUACCCUGGCUGUCAAAGAUGCUCGCGAGGCGCUGAUAUUGAGGGCGGACAAAGCUAAUGAUCGUGGCUGGAUGAGCCAGUUCUUCUUUGUGCAAAAAGAUUCCCUAAGUUCUGAGGGCGCAUUUCUUGAAGAGAGUUUACACAAAGAUAGGAAGACUAUCCCCUUGAGCUAUGGUCCAGACUCUGAAGGAAGGA
Molecule: messenger RNA, 413 nt
Organism: Cuscuta europaea
Lineage: Eukaryota; Viridiplantae; Streptophyta; Magnoliopsida; Solanales; Convolvulaceae
Source: the annotation of a GenBank genome assembly